Molecule: messenger RNA, 1474 nt
Organism: Hibiscus syriacus
Lineage: Eukaryota; Viridiplantae; Streptophyta; Magnoliopsida; Malvales; Malvaceae
Product: probable acyl-[acyl-carrier-protein]--UDP-N-acetylglucosamine O-acyltransferase, mitochondrial
Exons: 12
Coding region: 186-1190 (334 amino acids)
Biological process (GO): lipid biosynthetic process
Molecular function (GO): acyl-[acyl-carrier-protein]-UDP-N-acetylglucosamine O-acyltransferase activity
Source: RefSeq, a predicted model, not a curated record
AAGACAAGUCAAAUCUCUUUUACAAGGCUGGAAGCGUCGCGGUCGUGGCGGCUGAAGCCUGAAGCUCCUCUCUUUUCAACUCUCUGUUAAAGUUCUAGUAAAGAAGAAAAACGAAAAAGAAAGAAGACAACAAAUAGAGGGCGGAGAAAAGAUCAGCCAUUGACAAACACAGAGAGCGGCAAUCUAUGAAUUCACUGCUCAAGUUUCGAAAGCCAUUAAGCUCUUCCUUCACCUCAUUAUCCUUGCAACGCUUCUCUUCAACUCUCAACUAUGCUUUCAAGGAGAAAAAGGAGGCGACGAGCUUUGUACACCCAACUGCAAUUGUUCAUCCCAAUGCUGUGAUUGGCCAGGGUGUUUCAGUAGGUCCUUUUUGUACAAUUGGUUCUUCUGCAAAGCUAGGAAAUGGAUGUCGAUUGCAUCCUUCGAGCCAUGUUUUUGGAAAUACAGAAUUGGGGAACCACUGCAUUUUGAUGACUGGUGCGGUUGUCGGUGAUGAUAUUCCCGGGCGUACUGUAAUUGGAUGCAAUAACAUCGUCGGGCAUCAUGCUGUGGUUGGAAUCAAAUGCCAAGACAUGAAAUACAAGUUAGGGGAUGAAUGUUUUCUUGUUAUUGGGGACAACAAUGAGAUCAGAGAAUUUACUUCAAUCCACCGAUCUUCAAAAGCAUGUGAUAGAACAGUUAUUGGCGAUAACAAUCUUAUCAUGGGAUCUUGUCAUGUUGCGCAUGACUGCAAAAUUGGUAACAAUAACAUAUUUGCUAAUACAACUCUCCUGGCAGGACAUGUCAUCGUGGAAGACUAUGUGCACACUGGAGGAGCAACCAUUGUUCAUCAGUUUUGUCAUAUUGGCUCAUUUUCUUUCCUUGGUGGUGGAUCUGUGGUUUCGCAAGAUGUCCCAAAGUACAUGAUGGUUUCUGGAGAUAGAGCUGAGCUUCGUGGUUUGAAUUUGGAGGGUCUUCGGCGUUGUGGAUUCCAAGUUGCAGAGAUUAAAAGUCUGAGAGCAGCUUAUAGAAAAAUUUUCAUGCCUAGUGACACAAACUCUAUGGGUUUCGAUGAGCGACUCUCUGAAGUGGAACUUAAUGAAGAUUUGGGCAACAUUCCUGCUGUAUGUUCCAUGCUCCAGUCCAUCCGUGAUUCUUUCGCUGAAAAUCGUCGUGGAAUAUGCAAAUUCAGACAAUGGAGCCGUUCUUGAAAGCAUUGCCAGAAUCUUUACGACAACUGUAGCUUUCCGAGCUUUGUAUUCUCUGAUAUACACACAUUCACAUUUUGAUUGAAGCUGCUAUUGGUUUAACCUAUGUUACCUAGACCAGGGAGUGAGUGUCGGAUACGGAUGUGUCGGUCCGACACGAGUAUACUCGACCCCCCCCCCAAAACAAGUAUUUGAUAUAUUUAGAGGAUCAUAUCCUCAUAUCUGUGUCUGAGUAUGUGUUCGGCAUGAGUACAACAAACAAUAUGAAGAUACCGGAUGAGAUAGGG